Molecule: messenger RNA, 2301 nt
Organism: Perca flavescens (yellow perch)
Lineage: Eukaryota; Metazoa; Chordata; Actinopteri; Perciformes; Percidae
Product: cartilage matrix protein
Exons: 10
Coding region: 26-1432 (468 amino acids)
Biological process (GO): endodermal cell differentiation
Cellular component (GO): membrane
Source: RefSeq, a predicted model, not a curated record
GAAGACACAGACGGUCUACUUGGACAUGGAUCCUCUGCUGAUGGUGUUGCUGUUGCUAUGGAGACCAGGACUCCGGGCUGAAGGACGACAUAACCCAAACGGUUCUCAGGAGUGUGAAACCACAGCCAAAGCUGACAUUGUGGUGUUGGUGGAUGGCUCUGGGAGCAUCGGCCGUUCAGACUUUGAAACCUUGAAGACCUUUCUCGCUGGAAUGGUCAGCAAUUUCAACAUUGGCCCAGACCGAGUCCAGAUUGGUCUGGUUCAGUACAGUAGUAACACAAGGACCGAGUGGCACCUGAACACCCACCAGACAAAAUAUUCCUUGCUGAAGGCCAUCCCCAAUCUGGUACAGCUACAAUCACAAACCUUCACAGGACUGGCUCUGAACUACAUCCUUCAAAACAACUUUAAACCCAAUGUGGGAAUGCGAGCAGACUCCAAAAAGAUUGUUGUCUUGAUCACUGAUGGAGAGGCCAAUGACAACACACUCCUCCCCUCACAGAAACUGAAGGACGCCGGCAUUGAGAUCUACGCUAUUGGUGUGACGAAUGCUAAAAGGAAGGAGCUAAGUUACAUUGCCUCCGAUCCUAAAGAAAUUCACACGUACUAUCUCAGAGACUUUUCAUCCCUCCGGGGCAUUGCUGACGACCUCACCAUCAACAUCUGUAAUAGCUUAGUGUUUGUCAGGCUAGUGAAUGGGACCAGUCUGUGCUCAGGCAGGCUGGAGGUGAACACUAACCAGUCUACCCAGCGCUGGUCCUCAGUGUGUGAAGAUGACUUUGACCAGCAGGAUGCAGAGGUGGUCUGUAGGGAGCUUGGCUGUGGGGCUCCUUCAGUCCUCCAGGGGGUGCUCUAUGGAGAAGUGGAAGCUCCAAUGAGGACCAAAGAGUUCCAGUGUAGAGGCAACGAGUCUGCUCUUCUAGACUGUAGAAGCUCAGGGUCAGAUAGAAACACCUGCUCACCUGGAAAAGCUGUUGGACUCACCUGCUCAGAUCCUGUCAGAUUGGUGGGAGGAUGGAGUCGCUGUACUGGAACACUGGAGGUGAAACAGGGAGACUGGAGACCAGUAGAUGGCUCUGACCCGACCUGGGAAUCAGCAUCUGUUUACUGUAGAAAGCUGAGCUGUAGCUCUCCUCUUUCAGUAGGAAGGAGAGAUGACUCCUCCAACAGAUCUGCAUGGAAGAUCAACUCCGACUGUGUUCUGUCCGGAUCUGGUCUGAGGGAGUGUGUAACCCCAUUGUCUUGGUCUUCUUCCAUCCUUGAGCUCACCUGUUUACAUCCAGCAGCUGUUAUCAUCAGACUGGUUGUCCUGCCGCUGACUCUGCUGUUGUCCACCAUUGUCAUCUAUUUCAUCAUGAAGGUCCAGGCCACCAGGGGGCAGAUGUCGGACCCACAGGAGAACAUCGAACUGGAUUAUUAUAACCAGAGCUGAAGGAGUGCCAGCUGCUGAGGAAGGAGCCCAGUCAGCAAAGUAGGACCUCCAAAGAGAUCAUCUCAUACAAAUGGAUUUCUCAGCUGCCACACAACUGCAUAUCAACUCAGUCAAUGAUUUUAAAUUGUUUCACAGAUGUUCCCUUUAAACUAAUACUGAUAUGACAACAGGAAGAGAAAACUGAAGAAUAAAAUCAUCUUCGGUUUCAUCUCUCCUCUUAAUCUGGUUCUCCUCUAUCUCUACUCUUAAGUGAUAAUCCAACCAAGUUGCAACUAGUAGUAAUGUCCAUAUUGAAUGAUUCCGUUGAGAGAGAUUGCAAAAAAAGGUGCAAAUUCAGAGUUGUAGCGACAGAGGGGGACAGAGACGCGCUGGAAACAAUAUCCCCAAUGUGGCCGUAGGUCAUAGAUGUAAUUAGAAAUAAAAAUAAUAUGGAUAACGAUAAUCAAACCAAUUGACAGCAGUAACACAAAUAUAAGCGAACUGUAUCGUGGCAAUAGUUUAGACGGUCACGGUUCACACGUUACGUUGUCUGAAACUUUGAGUAACAACCUCUUUUUUCAUACUAUUUUAUCGUGUUUUUGCUUUGAUCAUUAUGUUGCUUUCAAUUCAAUUAAGCUGCAUAAUCUGUGUGCUUGUUACGUGAUUGCAUUGCCUUGAAUAAGUAACGGAUUGCUUUAGCAUACUACACUCUUAAAGUGUUGCUGAAUUUUUAUUAUCAUGAGAUAUUAUAUCAAUUUCUGUAGUAUGUUGUAGCAUUUGCUCGUUUCAUCCAAGGCCUUUGUUCAUGUUCAAUUUCUCAGGCCCUUGAGCUCUUUAAACCUCUGAUUAUUAAUAAUCUUAAGAGUGUUUCUCUAAUUAGACAUGGUUGU